AUGGAAACUCUGUCAGACACAACUUGGGAUGUGAUCAUCCAAGGGACUGGCUUUUGCCAGUCUCUACUGGCACUGGCGCUCUCACGAUCUGGAAAGAAGGUUCUUCACAUGGACUCAAACCAAUACUAUGGUGGUCCUGAUGCAGCUUUCAGUCUUGAUGAGGCCCAGGAGUGGGUGACUGAAGUCAGUAAUGGCAGACACCCACUAUUCAGAGAUGCGUCGGUCUUGACUCCACAAGAAACACAAGACACUGCCACCGAAAACUCGAAGGCAUCAAAGCUUGCGUCUAGCCGAUCGUACACUUUGUCGUUGUCUCCGUGCUUUCUUCAUGCCCGCUCUGAACUAAUGUCCGCUCUUGUAUCGUCCAAGGUAUUCAGGCAAUUGGAAUUCAUGGCGGUUGGGAGCUGGUGGAUUCAUACACCCGAAAAGCCGGACUCCGACGGUGGUGCACCGGGCGCGGAGAAGAUUCUUCACCGUGUUCCUGGAAACCGGGAGGAUGUGUUUGCCGCGUCUCACAUUAGCAUGAAGUCCAAGAGGACCCUCAUGCGGCUCCUGCGUCACAUCACCAAGUCCAAUGAGGAUGAAGCCCCGUCUGAAGAAGAAGACCUGUCCAUGCCAUUCAAGGACUAUCUUACUUCUAAAUUCAGUGUUCCACAAGAACUCCAUGAUCCUCUGCUGUCGUUGUCUCUGUCCCAGCAGACGCAAGAGGCUACUUCUGCUGGCUAUGCUAUACCUAGAAUCCAAAGGCAUUUGGGAUCCAUUGGAUAUCUUGGGCCUGGAUUCGGAGCCGUGAUUGCCAAGUAUGGCGGAGCUCCUGAAAUACUACAAGCUGCUUGUCGCGCCUCUGCUGUGGGAGGUGGCAUAUAUGCCUUGAGCACGCAAGUUUCAGACUGCAAGCGGCGCACAUCAUCCGAACACUCCGAACAUCCGUUCCUAGUGACGUUGAAAGAUGAGGGUGAUGUUCAGUCAAAGUUGUAUUUUUCGGCAUCAGAUGGGUCUUCUGAGGACUCCAGGCCAUUGAUCGAGGUUGCUCGCUCGGUCAAUGUUGUUUCUGGUGCCUUUUCCUCUCUCCUCCCAAUUCCAGUCGAAGGGGCUCCGUUGCCUGCAACUGCAGUCCUCAUGUUCCCGGGUGAUACUCUGGGUAGUCCAGAAUCACCACCGGUCUAUCUUCAGAUCCAUUCCAGUGACACUGGCGAAUGUCCUCAUCAGCAGAGUGUCGUUUAUUGCAGCGUGGCUUUACCUGGCCCUGAGGGUCAGUCGCUUCUUCAGGUCGCUCUCGACCGGCUUAUUGCCGCUGAGAGUUCUGCUCGCGUGCUGUGGUCUUUGCGAUACACCCAGCGCGGUCGGUCCAGUACCGACGGGACUCGAUGGCCUCUUCAGGAGGACUCUUCUCCCGACGCAUACCUUUUCCCUCCCCCAAGCCUCGAUUUUGCCUUCGAAGAUGACACCCUGGACAUUGUCAAAGAGGCUUGGAAGAAGGUCGUAGGCUUGCUGUCUAACUGUUCAAGUAUGCCUCUCGACAGCGUGACAGGCCUCGCCGGCCAACUCCCCGUCAACCAAGUCGAAUCGACAACACGAGGAGUCACCAAAAAUGUACCAACCAAACAGAUCAACAAAACAACCAAAGAUUUGACCGAUCCUGUCAUCCCCGGAGAAUUCCCUUCAGACGAUGCACCGCAAAAAGGACAAGGAGUGGACAACAACCUCUCCUUCUCGUCAAUCUGGACCACGAUAACAAACUGGUUCUCCACCCUCUUCCCCCAAGCCUUCGACUACUUCGAAUCUCUGGUCCAGAAGCUAGUCGCAUGGCUUCUUCCUCCACCCCGUCAAGCAGCCAUGUAUGAGGCCGCAUUGAAACGUCCAGCCGCCACUACCUUCCUCAUCUGCCAAGCGAUAUGCUGCGGUGUGCCGCUUCUGGUGUUUUUGGCUGGCGUCUUUGUAUUCGCUGCCGUCUCGAUACUUCUCUGGGCCGUUUUGUCACUCUUGAUUCUUGGUCCGGUCUUGCUGGUUACGAGCAUGAUGGGCGUGUCGUUGUGGGGUUGGGGUUGGGUUUUCUAUGGAUUGGUGAAAUGGGUUGAUCAGCGGUUCUUGGGUGGUCUGAUUACGCGCUUUUGGCUGGCGCAUUCGCCGGCGGAUACGGAAGAGGAGGGUCAUUCUGAAGGUGAACAGUCUGAGGGACAGAAGAAGGAGGAUUGA
Messenger RNA from Penicillium olsonii, 2196 nucleotides. The record is from the annotation of a GenBank genome assembly. Lineage: Eukaryota; Fungi; Ascomycota; Eurotiomycetes; Eurotiales; Aspergillaceae.